AUGUCAUACUCAUACGCCACAGCCAAGGCUGUCCUCAGCGACGUCGACAAGGACCGUAUUCUCGCCAUGCAUCUCAGCCAGUCUGACAUCAGUAACGUCGACUGGGACAAGGCAACUCAGGCUUACGGCGCCGCCAGCGUCGAAAGCAUGAGAGUCUCUUACCGCAACCUCCUCAAGAAGAUUGAGAAGGCUGGCGGCAAGACAGACGUUACCGCGCCACACACUGGAGCAGAUGGUUCCGCUUCUUCUUCUGCUCCCAAGACCCCCAAGACACCCAAGACUCCCAGAGGCAAAGGCGGUCGUCCUCCCAAGCGCAAGGCACACGACACCGGAUCUGACGAAGAUGAAGACGCGCCCAACUCUCUUCGCAAGAAGGCCGCCAAGAACAUGAUCAAGGCUGAGGACGAGGACGAGGAUGAUGAUGAGACUAACAAGGUUCCCAAGAAGGUCGGUCGUUCUCGCAAGACUCCUGUCAAGCAUGCUACAAAGACCGCCUUGAGAAAGGCUGCCGAUGGUAACGAGGACACCGCUGACAACUCCAACGACGUUCCUGAAAAUGUUGAGGCUGCUAAGGAGGACGAUCAGACUCCUGGCAUGAUCAAGGAGGAAGACCAGUCUGAGUAUUAG
Messenger RNA from Aureobasidium namibiae CBS 147.97, 627 nucleotides. RefSeq lists its product as uncharacterized. The record is from RefSeq and is a predicted model, not a curated record. The coding region runs from base 1 to 627 and encodes 208 amino acids. Lineage: Eukaryota; Fungi; Ascomycota; Dothideomycetes; Dothideales; Saccotheciaceae. The transcript is spliced from 2 exons.